AUGCAUGAAGAAUCAUCAAGUACACGCAAGGUGGAUGAUGAUGUUCAGGAAGGUGUUCUUCCUGCCUAUCUUCUUGAUCGUGAAACCACAACACGUGCAAAGAUUCUUAGCAACCCAGUAAAACAAAAAAGAAAGGAGAAAGCAGGAAAGUGGGACGUGCCUUUACCCAAGGUAAGACCUGUGGCUGAAGAUGAGAUGUUCAAAGUGAUCAGAACUGGGAAAAGAAAAACGAAACAAUGGAAGAGGAUGAUCACAAAAGUUUAUGCUCUCAUAAGGGAAAGAGAUACCCUACGUAGAGAGCAAAAUAAAAAGAGUGAUGAUGAUGCUCUUCUCAAGGAAAAGGAUGAAAUCAUCACUAAAGUUAUGGAAGAAGCGAAGAACUCUCAACGAAACAAGCAGCUCAAGAAUCCCAAAACUGUUAUUUCACAAAAGUUUCUACAUAUUGUUAUUUUAAAGUUGGACACUAGACAGAUCUUGCAACGGCUUGCAAAGGAAAAUCUAAAACAGCUUGGAAGAAUGGUGGCAAAAUUAUCUCAUGCGAAUCCCACGACUGUUCUUAAAACAAUUGUGCACCAGCUUGAGUAUGAUAUUUUGGAAUAUGUUGUGAUUGAGCGGCUUGUACAAGGGGGUUGUGAGAAGCUAAAAGAUGGAGGCCUAAACUUAUCAGACUGGCUUCAGUAUUUGGCAUCAUUUUGGGGUCAUUUAACUCCCGCCAACUGCCGGAGUUUCACCACUGCCAGGUCUGCAGGCUGCCUAGCCCCCGCCAGCUACAGUUGUUCCUCCAAGUGGACCAAAUUCAAACCCUUUGGAUCUCUUCCCUUAGGACUUCCUGACAUGGGCACAAAUGCUCCUGUUGGUGCUGCUGGCAACUUGGAUUUUCUACGUAACAGUCCACAGGAAAGUUUUGAUUCAGAACAAUUUCAAGACCAUCAUUCAGUUGAGGAAAGUUGGGAUGCUGGAUUUAAUGAUGAUUGGAACAUUGGGAUGCUUGAAGAGUUGAAGGCAAAAGAUAGUGAGGGUAUUAUUGGUUCACAAUCACAUGUUGAAAAAAGUUUAGAUAAGUUGAAUGCUAGAAACCAAAUUCUUCGUGACCAAUUUGGGAUUGAUAUUGAAGCUAAGAGACAUGAUGAAGCAUUUUAG
Molecule: messenger RNA, 1140 nt
Organism: Lactuca saligna
Lineage: Eukaryota; Viridiplantae; Streptophyta; Magnoliopsida; Asterales; Asteraceae
Source: the annotation of a GenBank genome assembly